Messenger RNA from Eucalyptus grandis, 1511 nucleotides. Its product is annotated as protein DMR6-LIKE OXYGENASE 1. The transcript has 3 exons. The coding region runs from base 285 to 1325 and encodes 346 amino acids. Gene Ontology annotation, molecular function: dioxygenase activity. The record is from RefSeq and is a predicted model, not a curated record. Lineage: Eukaryota; Viridiplantae; Streptophyta; Magnoliopsida; Myrtales; Myrtaceae.
CCAAUGCAACAGACGUUCGUCCAAUCAGAGAGGUGGAAAAUGCUUAAGUUCUUUUUUGGGGUUGUCAAAUGUGGACGAUGAUCUGUGCGUCAGUCUUGAAGUUUUCCCUCCACAUCGUAUGAUCUUGUCCAGAUUCAAUGAACACGUAGUCUUCAAAACCCACAAGCACAAGCAUCUGGACCAAUUCUUCACCAACUCCAACUGGCUACUGCUUCCCAAGUCAUUGCCCUGCCUCUCCUCAUUCCUGCCCCGUCCGUCCGUCCGUCCAUAGAUAUCCACUCGCCAUGGGUGCUCUCGACGCUGCCUUCAUCCAAGAAGCCGAGCAGAGGCCCGACCUCAAGAUGGUGGAAGGCGAAGGCAUCCCCAUGAUCGACCUCUCCGACUCGCCCGCCCGGACCCGGGAAGAGCUCGCCGCGGAGAUCGGGGACGCGUGCAAGAAGUGGGGCUUCUUCCAGGUGGUCAACCACGGGGUCCCCCUGGGCCUCCGCAAGAGGGUGGAGGAGCUGGUCAAGGAGUUCUUCGAUCAGCCCCCCGAGGAGAAGGAGAAAGUGAAGAGGGACGAGGUCCAUCCCAUGGGGUACCACGACAGCGAGCACACCAAGAACGUGAGGGACUGGAAGGAGGUCUUCGAUUUCUUCUUGCAGGACCCCACUCUGAUCCCUGCUCUGUCUCACCCCGAGGACAAGUCCCUGAGGAAGCUGACCAAUCAGUGGCCCCAAAGCCCCCCGCAAUUCAGAGAGACGUGUGAGGAGUAUGCAAGAGAAGUGGAGAACCUUGCGUUUAAGUUGCUGGAGCUGAUCUCUCUCAGUUUGGGGCUGCCAGCGGAUAAAUUUAAUGGCUACUUCAAAGAGCAGACCAGCUUUCUCAGGUUCAAUCACUAUCCUCCGUGCCCCCAGCCUGAGUUGGCUCUCGGGGUUGGCCGACACAAGGAUGGUGGGGCCCUGACCGUUCUUUCCCAAGACUCUGUGGGAGGCCUCCAGAUACAGCGGAGAUCAGAUGGAGAGUGGAUUUCAAUAAGGCCGACACCUGAUGCUUAUGUAAUCAAUCUUGGCAAUGCUAUGCAGGUUUGGACGAACGACUUGUACUGGAGCGCGGAGCACAGAGUGGUGGUUAACACAGAGAAGGAGAGAUUCUCCGUUCCUUUUUUCUUCUUCCCAGGCCAUCAAGUCUCGGUGAAGCCACUGGAUGAGAUAACGAACGAGGAGAAUCCUCCCAAGUACAAGGAGUUCAACUGGGGCGUGUUCUUCGCGAUGAGAAACCGAAGCGACUACAAGAAGCAAGAGGUCGAGAACAUCCAAAUCGACCAUUUCAAGGUAUCGGAGUGAUCGAUCUCGAAUUAGGAUCGAAAGAAGCAACGGCGGUCAUUAUGUGUGUAAGUCGUUAUUUGCCGAUGGAGUGGACAUCAGAGUCCAUGGAUCAUAAGAUGCUGGCACUGUGGAGGAGACUUCAGCACAUAUGAAUAAAGUGAUAAUUUGCAUCGAGCUUGUGAUUAAGCCCAUUGUUUAUAUCUA